AUGUAUUCCUUUCAUUCAGCAGUACGUCAAACCUCUUCUGAUGUUUGUUUGUUCACUGCUAUUACUUCCACAAUAUUGAAAAAUAUAAAAUGUAAUUUUGCAAAUGAUAAACUUUACUCACCUUGUAAUUCUGCUUCACACGUUACUGGAAUUAAUAUGUUUUAUUUAAAUUUAAAAUUCACAAGAUAUAUAACAUUUCACUUUUUAUCAUUUCCUUAUAUUCAUUCAACAGAAUGUUUUUCUGCAAGUAAUCCAACAUUAGUUUUCCGUGAUCUAUUUAAGACGUCGUUCUCUCAUCAACUUCAUUAUAUCAAGAAAUUUUUCCGCAAUGAUCAUUGUAAUAAAUAUUUUUGUCAAUUAUGGUUUACUUGUAUUUGGAACUUUUCGUGUAUUAUCGGUUUAUUCUUGUGUCGUUUAACAAAAUUUCAGUUAUUCAAUGUAUUGUAA
Molecule: messenger RNA, 447 nt
Organism: Schistosoma turkestanicum
Lineage: Eukaryota; Metazoa; Platyhelminthes; Trematoda; Strigeidida; Schistosomatidae
Source: the annotation of a GenBank genome assembly